UAGUUGGUUGGAAGAUGGAUUUAAAUGGAAAGGGGGGGAGUCCUUUGGCCAGCUGGAGAAAGCGGGAAUAUUCGGGGUCUCCAACUUUCUCGCUGCAGCCCCAGCGUUGUUGAAGGCAACUGCCCUUUUGUCCAAACGGGAUUAUUUUUUCUUCUUCUUCUACAGAUUGAGACGGUGCCUGGCUAUUUAAUGGAGAUCAAGACAUAAAAGAGGCGCAGGAGUUCUCCGUGGGUGGGAAAAAUAUCUCAACCGAAGCUUCGGGAUCUGAGCUCGGAAGGAAAAAUGGAUCGGCUGAAGGUUCUUCGCACUAAAGAACUCGAAUUUGGGGGUGUAUUUGGGGUAGCCCUCCUAAUGGUUGCAAUGCCCAGCACCGUCUUCUACCUGCUGCUGAUCUGCAGGACGGAGCAGGCCAGCGUGCUGAGUCCCCCCUGGCCGCUGCCCUCCGUCCGCUCCCUCUGGAGCCCCCGAGACUUCGCUCUGGUCCUGUCCUGGCUGGCAUUCCAAGCCCUGCUCUACCGCCUGCCCAUGGGGAAGAUCACGGAAGGAAGCCUCCUUCGGGACAAGAGCCGGCUGCAAUAUCGCAUUAACGGUUUUCACGCCAUGUUGGUCACAGCAUUGACAUUGGGCACCGGACUGGCCGGGGGGCUGCGCCUGAGCUACAUCUACGAUCACAUCCUGCAGCUGGCCUUUGCAGCGACCAUCCUGGCUUUCAGCCUCAGCAUCCUUCUUUAUUUCAAGGCCCUGCUCGCCCCAGAGACAGCUCUGGCUCCCGGUGGGAACUCAGGAAACCCCAUUUAUGACUUCUUCAUGGGCCACGAGUUGAACCCGCGCCUUGGGGUCUUUGAUCUCAAAUUCUUCUGUGAAUUGCGCCCAGGUCUCCUUGGCUGGGCCCUGAUCAACAUGGCAAUGCUGGUUAAAGAGACGGAGCUGAGAGGCAGCCCCUCUCUGGCCAUGAUCCUGGUUAAUGCCUUCCAGCUUCUCUACGUGGUAGAUGCCUUGUGGCAUGAGGAGGCCGUUCUGACCACAAUGGAUAUCGUCCAUGAUGGCUUUGGUUUCAUGCUCGCUUAUGGGGACCUAGCUUGGGUGCCGUUCCUGUACAGCCUCCAGUCCUGCUUCCUCGUAACUCACCCCCAGCAGCUUAGCCUGCCUCUGGCGGGGGGCAUCGUCCUGCUAAAUGGCCUGGGGUAUUCCAUAUUCCGUGGUGCCAAUUCCCAGAAAAACACCUUCCGACGGAAUCCCGCUGAUCCCAGAGUGGCUGGGCUCCGGACAAUCCCUACGGCAACCGGUCGGCGCCUCCUGGUCUCUGGCUGGUGGGGUUUUGUGCGACACCCUAACUAUUUAGGAGACCUGAUCAUGGCUUUUGCGUGGUCCUUGCCCUGCGGGUUCACUCACAUCUUGCCUUAUUUUUAUAUCAUCUAUUUCACCUUGCUGCUGGCUCAUCGGGAUGCCCGGGACGAACACCAGUGCCUGAGGAAGUACGGGCUGGCAUGGCAAGAAUAUUGCCGACGUGUCCCCUACCGGAUUUUCCCGUAUCUCUACUGAAUUCAUAAACGCCCAUUUCCAGAUGGUCUCUGGACUCGUCUCGGGCCAGAAAUGUCUCCUGGAUUCACGCCAUUGUGAGGAAGAAGACGCCGGCGUAGCUUGGAGAAUGUCUUCCUUUGAUUUCAUUGCCUGUCUUCCAUUUGUCUUGAUUUCGUUCCCGAUAGGAAAAAAUAGACUGGAAAAAUAGACUUGGGAGCUGGAAUUGCUUUUAUCGAAAUAAAACUGAUUUUUAGGGCACGGAAUAACAAGAGUCGGGAGGGACCUGAGAGGUCUUUUACUCCAUCUCAACGCUUACGGCAGGAGAACCCAUAUCAUUUCGGACAAAUGGCGGGUCCCGUCUUUUCUUAAAACCACCAGUCAUGGAACAGCCACAACUUCCAAAGUCAAGGGUUCCCUCAGCUUGAACCUCUAAGUAAGAACGAGCCUUAACAACAUUGGUUUAAAAAGGUACAAUUUCAUACAAGGUCAAGUGACUGGACAGUAAUGCAAAGCCAGAACUGAGAUUCACGUGCCAAAAUGACGUAAGUUCCAGUUUUCCCUUGCUUGCUUGCUUGCCUCCCGCUGCCCACCGAUCAAUCAAGGUUGACUCAGCCUUCCAUCCUUUAUAAGGUAGGUAAAAUGAGGACCCAGAUUGUUGGGGGGGCAAUAAGUUGACUUUGUAAAUAUAUACAAAUAGAAUGAGACUAUUGCCCUAUACAUUGUAAGCCGCCCUGAGUCUUCGGAGAAGGGCGGGGUAUAAAUGUAAACAAAAAAAAAAAAAAUCAAGUUCUUGCGAGAUGUUUCUAUAAGGGCCAGUCUGGGUCCAGGUUGGUAUGUGGCUCUUUCUUCCAGCUGCGUGACUUUGGAGCAACCCCCCCCCCUUGCUUUUCUCAUCCCACAGAUCAUGGCAGACUGUCACUGCAAAAUACACACCGCAAGGCACAAGCAGGCAUAAAGCGGCAACUGACACUAUCAGGAAAUUUCUCCUUAGUCCCAGGUUGGAUCUCCUUCCGACUGGCUUCCACCCUUUGCUUUUCGUCCUGCCGCCUGGUGCUUUGGAGACAGCCCCUCAGUUGUCUGCCACAUCGAUUCAUCUCCGCCCCCUGCCUUUUUAUCCCCAGAUCUAGAGCGGAGCUUCGCUAGCAGCGGUGGCUCUUCCGUCCCGAGGACCGGCCCAUAGAUUUCCACUGUUCUCCUCUCCUCUGCCUUCUGUGCCUCAGGCAUUGGACCCAGCUGUUCCUCCUCUUCCUCAUCAGCUGCCUCCAGACCUGGGGGCUGUUGACUCUCCUCCUGAGGGCUGACGGACAGCCCAGGCUCUGCCUCUUUCUCUCCGACAGCUCCAUUCCCUCUUCCCCCUUGGAGCUCUCAGGUUGCCUUGAUGCUGAUCCCGACUCCCAUGCCGACGCCUCUUCUUGAUUCGGCUGCUGGAGGGGCUGGCAGGCAACAAGUCACAACAACCGUUCUUCAUAUGAUGUAGCUUCCAGACAUUUAUUCAUCUUUGUUGAUCUUCUCUGCACCCUUUUCCAGGGGUCUCAACAGAACAAUUAAAGUGCUUUGGCUAUUUGCAAGUUUCAGUAAGAUGGUCUUGAAGCUGAAUAUUUUUGAAGAGAUUAAUAGGAUCUCGGGAACUAGGACUCCACUUCUUAAACUUUACAAAUUAACAAAGCAAUACUAGCCGGCAGGCUGAAGUAAUAAAAGGAGAACUCGAUAUAAUUUGGAGUGUCGUAAAAAUGACAACUUUUUGGAAAUUGGCAUUAGAGGUUUUCAGACGUAAGAAAAAUUAACUUUUAGUUUUUUACGAUUCAACUAAUGUUUUUGGGGAUUGGAAUAUGCCAGCUUUUAAAAAAAUAACAUUUAAAACUCGAAACAUUUGUUUUUUUUGCUCUUGGAAUAGCAAAUAAUUGGAUGCUGGGAAGAAUAAAAAUAUUCUUUGCAAUGGGAAAUAGUGUUUAUUUGUAGCUAGCGAUGAAAUCUUUUUUGAAAGGGGGUUUCUCUGAAUCCCAUUAUUAAUAAUGCAGGUAGUCCUCAACUUUGGACAAUUGAUCUGUUGUUAAGUGUGUUUUUCCCCAUUUUUGACCUUUUUUGCCACAUUUGUUUAGUGGAUCACUGCAGUCAUUAAGUGAACCUGGCUUCGUUGACUUUUGCUUGUCAGAAGGUUGCCGAAGAUGAUCACAUGACCCCAGGACGCUGCAACCGUCAUAAAUGUGAGACAGUGGCGAAGAGGCUGGAUUUUGAUCAUGUGAUCCUGGGGAAGUUGUGAAAAAUGGUCAUUAUUUUCCCCCCAGUUCUGUUGAAUGGUCAUUAAACAAACCGUCGUACUCAAAAGUCAAGGACUACCUUGAACAAGGGAGGGAAAAUAAGGCAAAGAAUCUUGAGGUAAUCCAAGAUGGGAGAUCUGAACUGGACUUGCUUUCUUGGGAUCCUUUGGCAGCUCCAGAAUUAAGGAAUUACUGACUUCUGCAGUGGUUUGAAAGAAGAUUGAGCAAGGAA
Ahaetulla prasina is the source of this 4011-nucleotide messenger RNA. It is a transcript of the gene TM7SF2, whose product is annotated as transmembrane 7 superfamily member 2. Gene Ontology annotation, cellular component: endoplasmic reticulum membrane; nuclear inner membrane. NCBI's taxonomy places the organism in Eukaryota, Metazoa, Chordata, Lepidosauria, Squamata, Colubridae. Gene Ontology annotation, molecular function: oxidoreductase activity, acting on the CH-CH group of donors, NAD or NADP as acceptor. Bases 283 to 1542 code for a protein of 419 amino acids. Gene Ontology annotation, biological process: sterol biosynthetic process. The transcript is spliced from 10 exons. The record is from RefSeq and is a predicted model, not a curated record.